Messenger RNA from Erigeron canadensis, 1949 nucleotides. RefSeq names its product fructan 6-exohydrolase-like. NCBI's taxonomy places the organism in Eukaryota, Viridiplantae, Streptophyta, Magnoliopsida, Asterales, Asteraceae. Gene Ontology annotation, molecular function: hydrolase activity, hydrolyzing O-glycosyl compounds. The transcript is spliced from 7 exons. Gene Ontology annotation, biological process: carbohydrate metabolic process. Bases 52 to 1776 code for a protein of 574 amino acids. The record is from RefSeq and is a predicted model, not a curated record.
GAUCGUUAAUCUUGGAACAGGUGGUGAGGUACAUUUGGUCAAGCUAGCGUUAUGAGGAAAACUGUUGGUCUCUUGUUGGUCGUAUUCCUGGUCCUUCACUUCAACCAUCAUGUUGUCCUCCGAUCUGACUGUUUUACGUUGGAUGCUGUUCCUUCCAACGAACAGCCUUAUCGAACAGCUUUUCACUUCCAGCCUCCCCGAAACUGGAUGAACGAUCCUAAUGGGCCAAUGUACUACAAUGGAGUUUACCACCUCUUCUAUCAACACAACCCAUUUGGUCCACUCUUUUCAAACCAAAUAUACUGGGCACAUUCUGUAUCACAUGACUUGAUAAACUGGACCCCUCUAGACCUUGCCAUCGCCCCAACCGAACCUUUUGACAUUAACAGUUGCUGGUCAGGUUCAGCCACAAUCCUGCCCGGGAACAAGCCAGUGAUAUUAUACACUGGAAUAGAUUCAGAAAACCGCCAAGUCCAAAACUUAGCCAUCCCAAAAAAUUCAUCCGAUCCUUAUCUUAGAGAAUGGGUCAAGUACACUGGAAAUCCCAUCAUAAACCUGCCCGAGGGGAUUAAAAAUGACGACUUCAGAGACCCGACUACUGCCUGGCUUGCAGAUGACGGGAAAUGGAGAAUAAUUGUUGGGAGUCAGAAAGACAAAACUGGAAUUGCAUUUCUUUACCAAUCAAUAGAUUUUGUUAAUUGGAGUCGAUAUGAUUCACCACUUCAUCAAGUAGCGGGUACUGGAAUAUGGGAAUGUCCUGAUUUUUUCCCGGUUUGGGUUGAUAGCACAAAAGGGGCUGAUACAUCUGUCAUGAACACUAGAGUGAAACAUGUGUUGAAGGUUGGAUUGUGGGAUUAUUCAGUAGACUACUACAUGAUCGGGAAUUAUAGUCCUGCAAAAGAAAACUAUAUACCCCAAAACGAACUAACGCUUAGCACUUUGAGAUAUGAUUAUGGAAAGUACUAUGCUUCAAAGUCAUUCUUUGACCCUGUGAAAAAACGAAGGAUCUUGAUGGCGUGGGUGAAUGAAUCUGAUUCUGAAGCCGAUGAUAUAGCUAAAGGAUGGUCUGGACUUCAUUCAUUUCCAAGAAGUCUUUGGCUCGAUCAAAACCAGAAGCAGCUUGUACAAUGGCCUAUUGAGGAAAUUGAAAUGUUACAUGAAAACAAAGUUAGUUUCCAAAAUAAGAAAUUUGAAGGUGGAUCAUUACAUGAAGUUCAGGGAAUAACUGCUUUUCAGACCGAUGUGACAAUUUCAUUCAAACUAACUAGUUUAGAAGAGGCUGAAGAACUGGACCAAAGCUGGAGUGAUCCACAGCUUAUCUGUAGUGGAAUGGAUGCAUCAAAGAAGGGCAAGUUAGGACCAUUUGGGCUGUUAGCUUUGGCUUCCAACGACUUAAGUGAACUAACUGCAAUCUUCUUUCGGAUUUUUCAAAAAGAGGGACAAUACGUUGUGCUAAUGUGCAGUGAUCAAAGCCGAUCUUCUACAAGGAUUGGGCUCGAUAAAACCACAUAUGGAGCAUUUGUCGACAUAAAUCCUCAACAUGAUGAAAUUUCACUGAGAACCUUGAUAGAUCACUCAAUCAUUGAGAGCUUUGGAGGAGGAGGAAAGACUUGCAUUACAGCCAGGGUUUACCCGUCUUUGGCCAUUGAAAAAGAAGCCCGGUUAUUUGCAUUUAACAACGGAACAGAAAGUGUGGUGAUCUCUGAGCUGAGUGCUUGGAGUGUGAAGAAAGCUAGAAUUAACAUUGAAGAAACUAUAAGCUGUACAGAUCAUUAAUUAAUCUGCAGAAGAUGGUUGACCUAUCUGGUUGAUUUAUAAUAGAUGCAAACAUAUAUGUUUAGCUGCUUGCAUUAUUUGAGUACUAAAACUUGUAAUAAAGACUCCACUUUUGUGGUCAACUUUCAGGUUUAAGUAAAAUAAGUUCCCCAAUUUAAUGGUUUACUGAUCAA